UUUUACUUAGUUAAUAUACUUAUGGUGGAGAUACCACAGGCCAAUGAAGGGAUGAAUCUGACAACAACCAGAACCCAAUUUCCAGUGUCUUCACUGAACAACGGAGACCAGCGUAAAUUUAGUUUGGGAGGAUGUAGCAGUUACGAUACAGACAGCAUUGUUUCCAACAGCUCUGGGGUCUUUUCUGGAUAUGACACGUUGGAUGCCCCACCGAAUUAUGACUUCUAUACCAAUACUGAAGUUUUUGGAAGAGCAAAGAAAUCAAGACCUUCUCUCUUUCAGCUUCACUCCAACCCUCAGGAUGACCCCUCUCCACCUCCGCUAUAUGAGGAGAACACUGAGAACAAGCCGAGUCCAGAGGAAGAUGAACCGGCAGAACCUCCACCUGAACCGGCUCGCUUUGGUUGGGCUCAGGGAGUCCUGAUCCGCUGUAUGCUUAACAUCUGGGGAGUUAUUCUGUAUCUGAGGCUUCCAUGGAUCACAGCUCAAGCAGGGAUUGGUUUGACAUGGGUUAUAAUCCUGGUUUCCUCCUGUAUAACUGGCAUCACUGGACUGUCCACAUCAGCUAUUGCCACCAAUGGCAAAGUUAAAGGAGGUGGAACAUAUUUUCUUAUCUCUCGUAGCUUGGGCCCAGAGCUUGGUGGCUCAAUCGGACUUAUAUUUGCGUUUGCCAAUGCUGUUGCCGUGGCCAUGCACACCGUGGGCUUUGCUGAAACAGUCCAGGCUCUCAUGCAGGAGAAUGAAGUUAGCAUGGUAGACCAGCUGAAUGAUAUCCGCAUCAUCGGUGUGAUUACUGUCACCUGUCUGCUGGCCAUCUCAAUGGCUGGAAUGGAAUGGGAAUCCAAGGCCCAGGUCUUGUUCUUCUUGAUCAUCAUGAUCUCGUUUGCCAGUUACAUAGUAGGUACCAUCAUCCCAUCAACUCCAGAGAAGGAAUCCAAAGGAUUCUUUAGCUACAAAGCUGAUAUUUUUGCGACGAACUUUGUGCCCGGAUGGCGUGGUCCGGGGGGCAGUUUCUUUGGCAUGUUUUCCAUCUUCUUCCCCUCAGCUACAGGCAUCCUUGCGGGGGCCAACAUCUCUGGAGAUCUCAGGGAACCCAAUGUUGCUAUACCCCGUGGUACAAUGCUGGCUAUUUUUUGGACCACUAUUUCCUACCUCAUUAUCUCAGCUACCAUUGGUUCCUGUGUAGUGCGAGAUGCCUCUGGUUUAAAUGAAUCCUUCGUUCCGACUGUGCUUCAAGGGGAAUGCUCUGGAGUGGCCUGCAACUAUAACUGGAACUUCACUGAAUGUAUCGCCAACAAUACCUGUCCUUAUGGACUCAUUAAUAAUUACCAGACUAUGAGCUUGGUGUCUGCAUGUAGUCCUCUCAUCACUGCUGGCAUUUUUGGAGCCACACUUUCAUCAGCCUUGGCUUGCUUGGUGUCCGCCCCCAAAGUUUUCCAGUGCCUCUGCAAGGACAACCUGUAUCCAGGCAUUGGAUUUUUCGGCAAAAGUUAUGGAAAGAAUAACGAACCAUUGAGAAGCUACCUGCUAGCAUAUGUCAUUGCUGUAUGCUUCAUUCUUAUUGCUGAGCUGAACACCAUUGCUCCCAUCAUUUCCAACUUUUUCCUCUGCUCUUACGCCCUUAUCAACUUUAGUUGCUUCCAUGCCUCCAUCACUAACUCACCAGGAUGGCGUCCAACGUUUCGAUUCUACAGCAAGUGGUUGUCUUUGCUAGGAGCAGUGGUUUCUGUGAUUAUCAUGUUUCUGUUAACCUGGUGGGCCGCUCUUAUAGCCAUUGGCAUUGUCAUCUUUCUGCUAGGAUAUGUGCAAUAUAAGAAGCCCUCUGUCAAUUGGGGCUCAUCAGUGCAAGCAAGCACAUACAAGAUGGCGCUAUCUCACUGUAUAGGUCUUAACCAGGUGGAAGACCAUAUUAAAAACUACAGGCCACAGUGUCUGGUUCUCAGCGGGCCACCCUGCAUGAGGCCUUCAAUGGUGGAUUUCUUCAGCACCCUCACCAAGAACCAGAGUCUGAUGAUAUGUGCGAAUGUCAUCUUGGGAGGACCCACACCAGAUGCGGUGGACUCGGCAAAUGGCUCAAUUCAUAUAAACUGGCUUAACAAGCGAGGUAUAAAGUCGUUCUACCACUCUAUAGUGGCCGAUGACCUUCGCUCUGGCGUACAGAUGUUACUGCAGAGUACGGGUUUGGGUCGGAUGAGACCUAAUGUUCUCGUGAUGGGAUAUAAAAGGAACUGGCGUAAAGCUCAACCAAGCAACAUUGAUAACUAUAUUGGAAUGUUGCACGAUGCAUUUGUCUCUCAAUACGGUGUGUGUAUUCUCCGGAUGAAAGAUGGUCUUGACAUUAGUCGAACGAUGCAGGCACAUGUAAAUCUGGGGUUUGAGACAUCAACUGAACAAGGAAUUGACACGAGAAGCCCCACUGACACUACAACAACAUCCACAGUUGAAACAUCACUGGACCCUGAAACACUUAUGGCCUUGUCCCAGCCUGCCACUGUGUUUCAGUCUACGCAAGGAAAAAAGACCAUUGAUGUCUACUGGGUUUCUGAUGAUGGGGGUCUGACUCUUCUGCUGCCUUAUCUCCUGACCCGUAAAAAGCGCUGGGCCAGAUGCAAAGUGAGGGUGUUUGUGGGAGGUGAUGUUCAACAGAUUGAGGAACAGAAACAAGAGCUCAAGGGUCUGAUCAGCAGGUUUCGUCUGGGUUUCCAGGAUAUUCAAGUCCUUCCUGACAUCAAUGGAAAACCACAGUCUGAGAACAUAAAGAGAUUUGAAGAUCUUUUAGCUCCUUAUAGAGUUAGCACAGUACAAAAGAAUCCUCAACCUGCUGAUGAGACGACAAAGGAUUAUCCCUGGAUGGUGUCUGACUAUGAGGUGGAAAAGUUCAGAGCUAAGUCCCUUCGACAGAUCCGUCUGAGUGAAGUUAUUCAGGACUACUCAAGAGAUGCUGCGUUGAUUGUUGUAACCAUGCCUGUGGGGAGAAGAGGUGCGUGUCCUAGUGCCCUUUACAUGGCCUGGCUAGAGAUUGUGUCGCGUGACAUUCGACCUCCGGUUCUACUUGUGAGAGGCAAUCAGGAAAACGUGCUCACACUGUAUUGCCAAUAAAUGGCAUCUUUUUCCUUACAGAACUGUUCACAGACCUGCCUCCAUUGGAAAUAAUUAUUUGUAAUUGGCUUGUCAAAGUUAUGACAUUUGUAUUCUUUAAUGUUGUGUUUAAUACUUGUGCUGUUGUUUGCAAGGUUUGUCCAUAUUGGAAACCUGUUAACUUGCUAUUGAAAUGUUAAAUGUCAUAUUAGGUAAUAGGUUUUGCUGCCUCUGAUCUUAUGCACUUUCUUCAUAAACAAACACAAUUCUGUAUUCACGCAGUUUCCACUUUACGGCACAGAUUAAGUGUAGUUAUUAAUUUACAAGUCUAUCUGUUAAUUCAAACGCUAAACAAUUGAGUUUAGCAACUUAAAUAUUACAAAGUAUAUUUAAUAAAGGACUAGUAACGUUACAAA
Molecule: messenger RNA, 3494 nt
Organism: Triplophysa dalaica
Lineage: Eukaryota; Metazoa; Chordata; Actinopteri; Cypriniformes; Nemacheilidae
Gene: slc12a3
Product: solute carrier family 12 member 3
Exons: 26
Coding region: 22-3099 (1025 amino acids)
Biological process (GO): chloride transmembrane transport; sodium ion homeostasis; potassium ion import across plasma membrane
Cellular component (GO): membrane
Molecular function (GO): sodium:potassium:chloride symporter activity
Source: RefSeq, a predicted model, not a curated record